Messenger RNA from Condylostylus longicornis, 5742 nucleotides. RefSeq names its product serine protease filzig (gene flz). Lineage: Eukaryota; Metazoa; Arthropoda; Insecta; Diptera; Dolichopodidae. The coding region runs from base 1567 to 5397 and encodes 1276 amino acids. Gene Ontology annotation, biological process: proteolysis. The transcript has 8 exons. Gene Ontology annotation, molecular function: serine-type endopeptidase activity. The record is from RefSeq and is a predicted model, not a curated record.
ACUGCGUAAAUUACAAUGAAAAAAUUAAUUAGGAUUUCUGACAAUAAGAUGAAUCUUAUUGUAAUUAAAAUAAUUGGAAAAAUCAAUUCGGUCAGCUGCCAUGCAAUACAAGAAGAUUUUAAAAACUAAAAAGAGUACUUAAGAAAUAUUUCCAGUUAUAUAUCCGAUUUCGGUUCAAAUACAUUCUUCAUAUUGUGCGAUAUCAGUGAGAGGUUGAUAAAAAUACUAAAUACGAGCUUUGAGCAGUUUAAUCCCAAGGUUAUAUGCAUUAAUGCAAAAAUUUUGCAUAAAGUCGAAGCCUUUCUAUGCAAUUUAGGUAAAUUUAUAUAUGUAUGUGUGUAAGAAUGUAGAUUAUGUAUCAUAAAAUUAUGUUCUGCUUAAAGAUAUGAACUCUUAGCAUACAUAUAUUCCGUGCUGUGCUUAUUACUUAAGUGAGCUUAGUGAAUAACUCCGUAAACUAACGUUCGACUAAUAAACACUGCAAAUUCGGAAAUUGCGUUUGUGCUUAAAACUCUAAAGCGUUUUAAAAAUAAUGCUUCAACAAAAAUGACAUAUUAUCAUAUAUGAAAUUCGUUUUCCUUUUCAGAACUAAAAGCGCGAAAUAUCAUAUAUAUCGGCUGCUCCAAAUAAAACUAUUCGAAGUUGAUUUACAAUAAGAGCCUUCUCUGCUUCUAUUUUUUGAACAUCGAUUUAUUUGAUUGAACACCAUUUUAAUUUUUGAUGGUCUAGUUUUAAUAGAAAUUCAACAAAAAAAAAACUUUUGGUGUAAAGAAUAAGAUUUUUUGGAAAGAGUUACAAUAUUUUCAUAAAAAAUGCAUUUGUUCUAACUCUAGCUCUCCUUACAUUUGAAAACAUUGCUAUUUUAUAAUUGUAUGCACCAUUAUUAAAUAUCGUCGGCUGAGGACUAUUUUGAUCCAUACGCCAUAACUUUUGAAUCGAGAAAAUCGCGUUUGAAGUUUAAUAACACUUUAUUUCAAACUAAACGAUGGGAUUUCUUAAAUUUUUGUUAGUAGUUUUAUUAUAGUUUUAAGAGUUUGACUAUAAAGUUUAGUACAAAUGGUACAUUCAAUAAUUUGCAUAUACUAUUAUAUUACAAAAAAUGUUGCACAUCGACAUAAACUAAUAUCGCACAGUAUAAUACAAUAAAAAAUUUAUUUACUUCGCGAUUGUAUGUCGACUUUCAGUAAAAAUUUCCACUUUUUAAAGAAAGAAAAUUGAUUUUAAAGUUUUAUUAAUCAAAAUGAACACAACAGAAGUUUUUGACAUAAAAACGCCCCAACAUCAUUGAAUAAAGAAUUCCUAAAAAAGAAACAGAAAAUAAAAUAAAAAAUCGUUUUAUAGAAAUUUUUUUUAAUAAAAACAAUAAACCUAGGAAGAAAGUACGUGUGCAAAAAUUUAAUUACAGUCACGCUUUAAAAAACAAGAAUUCUUGAAUUAAAAAGAAAAAACUUCUCAAAAAUCGGUGCUAGAAAAUUGUUUGGUGGUUAUAGAAUAACUCCUAGGAUAUGUAAAGCAUCAAAAAUAUUACCUAGAUCUGAUCCAAGAUCAGCAGGUCCAACGAUAUGUAUGUUUAAUCAUGAAUGUGCCCAAAGGAAUGGAGAAGUUGUUGGUGCAUGUAUGGAUGGGUUUCUAUUUGGUGCAUGCUGUCAAGUGCCAGGUAUUGUUGAUACAACAUUAAUUCAAAAUGCUCAAAAGCCGCGACCACAAGUAUCAUCGGCUUAUGAAAGUUAUGGCAGCCAGCAGGCUACAAGUAGUGAACAAGGUCCUACUGGCAGUUUUUAUGAUAGUGCAGCUGAAUUAGAUAUUGAUGAAUCUGCACAACAAGAAAAUGUCUACACAAAUACAAAUCACAUUGAUUCUAACCAAAAUCAUAACUUAAAUAGCAACAAAAAUAAUAAUAGUAGUAAUAAAAAUAAAAUUCAAAAUCAAUUUUAUGUUGAAAAAGAAUCUGUAACAGUGUCUUCACCAUCAUCUCCACCACCAUUACAAAUUAGUACGCAAGACUCGUAUUUACCAAUUCAAAGUGUCACGAAAGUUGAGCCUUACUUACCACCAUCAUUGCAAUCAAAACCUAAUAAUGAUAGGAUUUCGAGUUUUUCUACUGAGCUACCAAUGAAAAUCUCAUCUUUAUAUGGUAAUAAUCCCAAUCCUUCUAUUGGUAUAUCAUCAACUUUACGACCACCAUAUCAAACACCUACACAAUCACCACAAAAAAUCGAUCCAAAUAAUAUAUUGGCGAAUGGAGAGUUUACUCACAGUGAUAUUACUCAUCCAGCAGCAGAGUCAGUUUUAAUUGAAAAUGACGCUAAUAAUUAUGAGGACCAGGUUUUUUCGAAUGGGUAUGGUCCCUCAACAGUGUAUUUAGCGCAAUCACAAGCAACUAGAACGCCCCCCACAACACGAACGCCUGAAAUUAGUACUUUAGUAGAAAUUAAAGUUACACAUAAAAAACCGGUCUUUAAACCAAAACCGAUUGGCAUCAGCACCACGACAAGAAAGCCAAUUGAAAAUGGUAACCAAUAUGAAUAUGAAAAUUAUUCUACAGAAAGUAAUAGCCAAAAACAAACUUCCAAAAGGCCAAUGACUGAAGAUACUUUUACAACAAAUAAUAUGGCUUCUAUUGAAUCUAUUAUAUUAAUGUUAAAUGACUCGAAUCCAGGGCCAAGUUACAAUUGGUACAACGGAACUACUGAAGCAACAAAGGUUAAUUUGCAAUCGUCUUAUGGUACACAAAAACCCCCCUUUUAUAAUACAAAUUCGGUUAACUUGGAUAAAUAUGGCGAAAAUAAUCAUUACUAUGCUCCUAGACCAGAAACAUAUCAAUUAGGAUCUAGCACUCAUACGCCAAUAACUACCCCUCAACCGGUCAUAACAACAGGUUCAGGAGUAGUAAUAAGCGGGGAUCAAGAUGUUCCAUCAAGCACUUUAAAACCCCCUAUAAAUCCGCAUGUUACAGCAACUAGUGCAACUAGAAGACCUCCUGCUAAAAUUACAACAACUGAGCUCGCCCCACAAAAACUUGAUUCCGAAAUCUUAACUUCUACGAUUCGCCCUGUAAUAAUAACAUCAAGUGGCACUAGAAGACCAACAGUCACGGCUCAUAAAAAACGGCCAACAUUACCGUCUUCGACGACCGCUCAACAAACUACACACUCAACAAGCAAACCUAAUACUUACAAUGUUAUUAGCCAAUCAUCACAUGAUAAUUAUAAUAACGAAAUUAUUAUCACACCAACAAGACGUCCUGGAAUCAAAUAUCCUUUACAAUCCACCGUGACGAGAAAGCCUCCUUCUACAAGCUACGUGACUGGGCCAACCCCCCCGAGGCAUCCGUCGACACAAUCUUACGUUGGUGUUAGCACUUUAGUAAAUCGUAUUAGUACCGUUGUAUCAGGCGAAGUAAAUUCUGACAGUACUGGUUCUGUAAAUUAUCCAGGUGCAGAAUCGCAGCAUGAAAUACCAACAUCAACAUACGGAACUUUACAAAACGUGGAGCAAUCUGAUCCUAUGGAUAAAUAUAAAAUACCUAUACAUGAAAUUUCUAAUGAUGCUCCUAAUACACUAAAACCUCAUCCUACUGUACUGAUUACGCCUAAACCUACACCGACGAGUUCAAUUAAGUAUCCUACGACUUCUGUUCCUCAAUCUCAAAAGCUUCCUAGCACAUCAUACGUUUUUAGUCCAAUUGUCACUAAGAGACCAGAUUUCUUAACUAGCACAGCAGAUUAUGUUAAUUUGCCACCUGUUACAUCAAAUGACUUCGACGACCCUGGUUAUUAUGAUGGUGGAAUCAACACAAAUCGUCCAGCGUAUACACCACAAGCACAACAAACGUCAAAUCUAUUAUACUAUUCAACAACGAAACCAAUCGAUGAAAGACCUUCUUUCCCAGGUUACUAUGUUCCAUCAUCUACCCCGUCCUAUUCAACAUUCGGAAAUUUACCAACUGCAGUAGUAGACAAAACAGAAGAAGAAGAAGAAACAUUUACAUCACCAAAUGAUUUUGUUAAUUUCCCGCCAGUUCGUCAUCCCAACUUAAACAUGUCAGCAAUUUCUACUUCAGUAACAAAUGAUCUGUAUAUGUCUACACCUGCUUUUAUUCAAGAUGACGCAUUAAAAAAUAAAAUGAAUUUACUUGUUAGUAAAAUUGUUGAAUCCCUACAAGGAAACUUCGAAGCCCUCGCUCAUUUGGUUGAAGAUGAUAACAUUACAUUUCCAAGUUCAAUAACUAGAUCUACAGCAAGACCAAAACUUCCAUCUAGACCAACGUUAUUGAAAAAACCUCAGACUUUUCCAACUGCAAAAACUACCAGAGUUACAACAAAAAAACCGCAAACUUCAAGGCCGGCGACACAGUUAGUACGCAUUUCAACUACAAAAUCGACAAAAAUUACGAAACGACCGACAGUAAUUACUAAGAAACCAAUAACAGUAGUAACUCAAUUAACAACAACCAAAAAACCUCUUACUCGAAAGCCGCAAACUACAACGAAGAAACCAAAGCCAACAAGACGCGUUCCAACUACAACAACCCAAGAGCCUCAGGAAAAUGAAAUAAUUGAAGAAAAUCAAGAGGAAAAUGAAAUUGAAGAGGAAGAUAGUGAUGAGGGAGCACGAAAAUUUCAAUGCGGCGUAAGACCUCAUAUAAAAUCUGGUCGUAUUGUUGGAGGUAAAGGAGCAACUUUUGGUGAAUGGCCAUGGCAAGUUUUAGUACGUGAAUCUACAUGGUUGGGACUUUUCACAAAAAAUAAAUGCGGUGGAGUACUUAUUACAAAUAAAUUUGUGAUGACUGCAGCCCAUUGUCAACCAGGAUUCUUAGCAUCUUUAGUUGCUGUUUUUGGCGAAUUUGACAUCUCUGGUGACUUAGAAGCCAAACGAUCCGUUACGAAAAAUGUAAAAAGAAUUGUUGUUCAUAGGCAGUAUGAUGCAGCAACAUUCGAGAAUGACUUAGCUUUAUUAGAAUUGGAAAGUCCUAUCAAUUAUGAUACUCAUAUAGUUCCAAUAUGUAUGCCACCAGAUACUGCUGAUUUUACGGGACGCAUGGCAACAGUAACAGGUUGGGGGCGUCUUAAAUACGGUGGUGGUGUGCCAUCUGUUCUUCAGGAAGUUCAGGUCCCAGUAAUAGAAAAUAGUGUUUGUCAAGAGAUGUUCCAUACAGCUGGACAUAAUAAGAAAAUUUUACCAUCAUUUUUAUGUGCAGGAUAUGCGAAUGGACAAAAGGACUCAUGUGAGGGUGACAGUGGUGGCCCAUUAGUAUUACAACGACCUGAUGGAAGGUGGGAAUUAGUUGGAACUGUAUCACAUGGUAUUAAAUGCGCAGCACCAUAUUUACCUGGUGUUUACAUGCGAACAACAUAUUACAAACCAUGGUUAAAACAAGUAACUGGCGUCAAAUAGAUACUUAAGAUUUAGUUAAAACAAAAACAUAUUUUAUUAUUACAUAAUACAAAGUAACGCUAAAUGUAUUCAAAAAAAUUAGAACCCAGUUAAAAAAUUAGCGAGAAUAACUUAUAGAUUAAUUCGUGCAAGUUAUAAGAUCGCGUCUAUUAAAAAAAAAAAUUAAUACAAAUUAAGAAUACAAAUUUUUUUUUUUGUUACUAAGAUGCAAAACUUAAUUUUUACUAAAAUGUUGAAAUUUUUUAAGUAAAUCAAAAUCAUAUUAGCUAAAAUAUUAAUCUAAUCUUGACAAAAAAAAAAAAAAAAAUAUGUAUCUUUUGCAUAUUUUUCGGAGACGAGCAUUAA